This is a messenger RNA of Pediculus humanus corporis (human body louse), 1593 nucleotides long. Its product is annotated as kelch domain-containing protein, putative. The transcript is spliced from 7 exons. The coding region runs from base 1 to 1593 and encodes 530 amino acids. The record is from RefSeq and is a predicted model, not a curated record. NCBI's taxonomy places the organism in Eukaryota, Metazoa, Arthropoda, Insecta, Psocodea, Pediculidae. Gene Ontology annotation, molecular function: protein binding.
AUGGGUAAAAAGGACAAAAAAAAGGGAAGGGGAAUAGAAAAAACUGCAAUGAAAACAGAAAAAAAAUUAAGUGCCAAGCAAAAAAAAUAUCUGGCUAAAAUUGGAGAGGAUGACAUUGAAAAAAUUUUAGCACAAAUAGAAGAAGAAGAAAAGAAAAAAGUUCAAAUUAAAGAAAUUCAAAUUGAUAAACCUACAAGACGUGUAAAUUUUUCUUUUGUUGCUCAUCCAUUGAAAGAAGAAUUAUUUUUAUUCGGAGGCGAAUAUUUUAAUGGGCAAAAAACUGUAGUCUACAACGAUCUUUUAAAUUACAAUAUCAGUAAAAAUGAAUGGAUGGUAAUUCAAGCGCCAAAUGCACCUCCUCCAAGAUGCGGGCAUCAAAUGAUUUCUUUAGCAAAAGAAAAAGGACAGUUGUGGUUAUUUGGUGGAGAAUUUACAAGUUCCACACAGAAUCAAUUUUACCAUUAUAAAGAUUUAUGGGUAUUUCAUUUAGGUGAUAAAAAAUGGGAAAAAAUUUCUACUGAUGGCCCAUCAGCUAGAAGCGGUCAUAGAAUGGUUCACUUUAAAAAUCAAAUUAUAAUUUUUGGGGGUUAUCAUGAUAACCUGAGGGAUUAUAAAUAUUUUAAUGAUGUUUAUGUGUUCAAUUUAGAUGAUUACAAAUGGUCCAAAAUAGAACCUUCAGGUAAUCCUCCAGCACCAAGAUCUGGAUGUCAAAUGGUACCUUUGGCUGAUGGUAAAAUUUUAAUAACAGGGGGUUACAGCAAGGAAAAAGUUAAAAAAGAUGUGGAUAAAGGUGUUGUUCAUACCGACAUGUUUCUUCUGAGCCCUGAUAAAAAUGAUACAACUGGAAAAAAGUGGAAAUGGGUUUCCCUUAAACAAGGCGGAAUCGUUCCUACACCUAGAUCAGGUUGUUCGAUAGCUGUCGGGCCGAAUAAUAAAGCUUACACAUUUGGUGGAGUGGUAGAUGAAGAGGAAAGUGAAGAAGACAUUUGUGGAACAUUUCUCAAUGAUUUUAAUGUUUUAGAUUUAGAAAGAAGAACAUGGAAACCAGGUACUCUUUUAGGAAAAAAAGAUUCAGAUGUUAAAAAAAAAAGAAGAAAAGAAAAAACUAAUUCAGAGGAAACUGAUGAAGUUGAAGAAGUUGAGCCUAUGGAAGAGGUCGAGGAAGAACAAAAAAUUACAACUGUUACAGAUGGAGUUUUUACAAUGACAGUUGGUCCUUCUCUAUCUUCUGGUGAAAGUGCUACCGACUUAAAAACAGUUAAUAAUAAAGCGAAUAUAUUUUCACCAUCUCCUAGAAUGAACUCUGGUUUAAUUGUUAAAAAUGGAAAUUUAUUUUUAUAUGGUGGAUUAGUUGAAGAUGAUGACAAACAAUAUACUUUAGCUGAUAUGUAUUCUUUAGAUUUGCACAAAUUAGAUGAAUGGAAAAUUCUUUUAUCUGAUGAAGCAGCCAAUCAAGAAUGGAUACAAUCUGAAUCAGAUAGUGAUGAUGAUGAUGAUGAUGAUGAUGACGAAGAGGAUGAAGAGGACAAAAAUGAUGAUGGUGAUGAUGAUAAUGAUAAUGAAUGUAGUGAGGAAGAAAUGGACACUCAAUAA